Molecule: messenger RNA, 523 nt
Organism: Cuscuta campestris
Lineage: Eukaryota; Viridiplantae; Streptophyta; Magnoliopsida; Solanales; Convolvulaceae
Source: the annotation of a GenBank genome assembly
GGAAAAAAGAGAGUGAAGCAUGCAGCCACCACCCAUCCAUCAGUCAAGAAGAGAAGGGGAGAAAACUCCUCGGCUGGAGAAUCAAUGGGAGAGCUCUGUGUCAAGAUGACCCUUAAGCUGAAGGAGAUGGGCGAGGUCGGGCCGGAUGCCUUGGAGCAGCUCACUGGGGACUCGACCUCCCGGUUGACCCAGCUGGAGGAGCGGUUGAAGAGGGCUGAAGCUCACAACCGGGAGCUUCAAGACCUGACGGCCCGGCAGCUGUAUGAGCUGGCCAAUCUUUCGGCGGCUGCCGGGAAGGCGAAGGCAGAAAUCCUCCAGCUGAAGGAGGAGAACUUGAAGUUGAUGGAUGACUUGGAGUCGAAGGAGCGAGAGUUCCCCGGUAGAGCCAAGCAAUGGAUGGAGGACAAUCUGGUAGAAGCUGCCCGGGUUCUUACCUCUUCUGAGGAGAGGACAAUGGAGGGCUUCAAGCUGCUGUACCGGGAGGAGAAGGGAAAGAGAUGAUUACCCAGAUUGGCUCUUACGG